Messenger RNA from Pseudoliparis swirei, 1786 nucleotides. RefSeq names its product suppressor of IKBKE 1 (gene sike1). Bases 234 to 887 code for a protein of 217 amino acids. NCBI's taxonomy places the organism in Eukaryota, Metazoa, Chordata, Actinopteri, Perciformes, Liparidae. The record is from RefSeq and is a predicted model, not a curated record. The transcript has 5 exons.
UUGACAACAAAACAGAGGCGACUAAUUGAGCAUUUAAAUGUACUGUAUUUAUUCUGUAUCCCUACACCUUUUUCCGAAGACCCGCAAUAUAUAGGUACGUCGUUAUAACGACUAACGAAGAGCUACGACCCAGCGUUAGCUAACGCUACUUUGUAUUCCAGUUUAGCUAGCUGGUGGUAGUUCAAAGGAGCUUGUUAACGCUAGCGCGCUCACAGGAACUGACAGUUUCCAAUAUGGCCUGCACUUUGGAAAAAGUGCUGGGCGAUGCCCGGACCCUCCUCGAGAGGCUGAAAGAGCACGACAUGGCUGCCGAGGGACUGAUAGAGCAGUCCGGGGCCCUCAGCCAGAGAGUGCAGGGCAUGAGAGAGGUGGGGAAUGCCCUUCCAGACAAGCACACUGAAAACGCGUCAGAGAUUCAGGAGCUGACAAAAUACAAGCCUCACGUCCUCUUGACACAGGAAAACACUCAAAUCAAGGAUCUACAGCAGGAGAAUAAGGAACUAUGGUUAUCGCUAGAAGAACACCAGUAUGCGCUGGAGUUGAUCAUGGGACGAUAUCGCAAGCAAAUGCUACAACUGAUGAUGGCAAAGAAGGAGCUGGACACAAAACCUGUGCUCAGCCUUCACGAGAACCACGCUAAAGAGGUGCAGAGCCAGGUGGAGCGGAUAUGUGAGAUGGGCCAGGUGAUGAGACGAGCAGUGCAGGUGGACGACCAGCACUAUUGCUCCGUUGCACAGAGGCUCGCUCAACUGGAGAUUGAGAACAAGGAGCUUCGAGACCUCCUGGCCAUCAGCAAGAGCUCUGUGAAGACAGCGGGAGAAGAAACCAGCCAGCCGGCACCGGCACCAGCACAAGAAGCGCCCCCACAGCGGGGAUCCUACGAGUGAUGUGAACAGUUUCAGUUGGAACUGUGGUCGGGGAAACAAGUCGUUCAGGACCAGAAGACGAGAUUUAACAAUCUCUUGAUGAUCUACCGCAUUCACCACGUUAUUAUUCUUUUUUCUUUAUAUAUAUAUAUUUUUUACAUAAGAUGAAAUACAGUUGACUCAAAGCAUUUUUUGUAGCGAAGACCAUUUAAACACACCAGCUGUUAGAUGCCUUUAUCUGCAGCUGUAUCUGGAUGAUAGCUAUUGAAUUCAUAUGUACAAUAUGUGUAUUUUCACUGCAGGUGUGUUUAUUCCACAUAAAUUGUGACUUCCAAAGAGGUCAGGUGUCUCGGCUGUCCCCGCCAAGAAUUCAGGGGUAGCUAAGACAUGUGCGUAGUGGAGUAAAGAAAGUGAAAAGCAAAAGGGGUUUCAUUUUGUAUCGUGGCCAAAGACACGUUUUCUCUUCAAGGACACAGUUUCUACCUCUUUGGUGCCCCUUUUGCUGUUAACAUGCACUCAUAACACUUAAGAUACUCAUAACAACCCCAAAAACGAAUUCACUUGAAGUCUAUGGAGAAGCCAACUAGUAGUCUGCACCGUUUGAAGAGAUCUCGUGCCCGAUAAUUGCUUUUUUCAACAAGUUGACUUUGGGCUGUUUCACAGUUUGCCUGCUGAGUGAUGGUGGAUCAUUUGUACACGAUUGUCUUGUCAUUCAAUGAAUUUGAUACGUUUGUCCGUCUGUUUGUAGAAUUUACAUGUAAGGUGUCCCAGCCAACAGUCUUUAUUUAAUGAUAACACUUUCAAAACUUGCCAAGUUUUUGUGUAACGGAUUUUCGAAUGUUUGUGCACUGUAAGUGUCAGAAAAAGUUAAUUAUCAUCUCAGGAAAUCAGUGUUAAUAAGGUAAACAUGUUGUAAUGAC